AAAAUUGAGACACAAACCAAAGCGCAUUCAUUUCCUCCUAUUGUCGUCUUCGAUAACUCCCCAAAAACCAGGUCCCUCCUCCAUUCUCCUUUAUCAAUCCCAACCUCCCCCACCUCCCUCGUUAUUACCUGUUCUCUCCAUAUCCCAUAACCCAUCAUCUCCCACUCCCCCCACUAUAAUUUCUCUCUCUCUCUCUCUCUCUCUCUCUUUCUCUCUCUCACACACACUUGAGACCCAGAUUCCUUCCGAUUGAUGAAGCGUGGGUUGUCCAUGGCGGAGGAGGGCGAUAAUAAGAUGAAGAAGUUAAAGGUGGAAGAAGAAGAGGAAGACAAGAUUGAGCAGCAGCAAGAAGAGGAGGUUGUCAUCGUUCAAGGCCCGGGCUUUACGAAUCUGGACGAUAAUCUGAUAUUCGAGGUGUUUAAGCACGUUGAUGCCAGAACACUGGGAAUGGCGUCGUGUGUGAGCAAGCAGUGGCACAAGACCGCCCAGGACGAGCGGCUCUGGGAGCUCAUCUGCACCCGCCACUGGGCUAACAUCGGCUGCGGUAAUCAGCAGCUGAGAUCUGUCGUCCUCGCCCUCGGUGGCUUCCGGAGGCUCCACUCCCUCUACAUCUGGCCUCUCACUAAGCCUUCUCCGUCCUCUCUAUCGUCCUUGUCUUCUUCGUCGUCGUCGUGGGCGGCUCCGCUGAAGCCGAUGGUGGCCGCCAAGCCGCACGCUAGGUGGGGGAAGGAUGAGGUGAAUCUUUCGCUCUCGCUUCUCUCGAUUCGGUUUUAUGAGAAGAUGAAUUACAGCAACAGAGGCCCAGGAAGAUGAGGGUUUAAGCUCAAGAAUCGAAUAUUAUUCAUAUAUAUAUAUAUUUCGUAAUUUCCGUUGGAUUUUCCGUUUUAGUUUCUUGAAUUUUUCUGGGUUUUUGGUACUUUGAUCUGUACUGUACUGUAUGCUUGAUUGACUUUUCCUAAGCUUGUUCUGUAUAUUAUAAGAGAUGGAAUUUGCUGAAUUUUAUGUACUAUAAUUUCAUAAAUUAGAACUGGGUUUUGUUCUGUUUUACUAAUUAGCUAUUAGUAUGGUUAAGAUUGAAAUUGGAAUGGGAAGAACAAGAAGAAGACUGCAUCUGAUCUGAGGGUUUUGGUUGUGAUUGGCGGUACUGAGGAUUCGAUCGAGAGUGAGAACAAACAGAAGCCAGGUGUGCAGAUAGAAAUUAAAUGUCUGUUUCUGCCAAAAAAAAUUGUGGCUUUUAGCGACCAAGGUAUAUAAUCGCCAAGGGACAUAAGAAUGGAUCCAAAGAAAAGAGUUUCAUGGAGAAGAACAAAUUGUCGUAUUGCUAGUCUCAUAUUUAGCAUAUUCCUGGAGGAGAAGAAAAUGGAUAGGCACAGCUACAAACAGGCCUGCCUACCCUGCCAGCUUAGCUUUGGCUUUGCUCGACCCUAUUCGUUGUAUAAUUUGAAGGUUGUUCUGGGUUGUGCCAAAAUUUUAUGUCUCAUAUGGACUUGUAAUUGCAGGCUUAGGCUUGGAUAUGGUGUUUUCCACUUUUCCAAUUUGUUUUAUAUAAUUGUAUUUUUCCUCUAAUGGAAAUGGAAUUUGAUACC
This is a messenger RNA of Rosa chinensis, 1586 nucleotides long. Its product is annotated as F-box protein GID2. Gene Ontology annotation, molecular function: protein binding. NCBI's taxonomy places the organism in Eukaryota, Viridiplantae, Streptophyta, Magnoliopsida, Rosales, Rosaceae. The record is from RefSeq and is a predicted model, not a curated record. The coding region runs from base 253 to 813 and encodes 186 amino acids. The transcript has a single exon. Gene Ontology annotation, biological process: regulation of gibberellic acid mediated signaling pathway. Gene Ontology annotation, cellular component: SCF ubiquitin ligase complex.